AUGCCCACUGCUUCAAUUGACUGUUCCCAAGCAAAAGACAUACUAAACUCCGAUGGGCAAUUAUUACCGCACCAAGAUAAUCUAAUAUCAACACCCUUAGGUCUAACCAUUCUAGAAAUCCAGGGUGAAUUAAACCUACCUACUCAUGUCCCCAAUGUCGCUAUCACCGAAUCCAACCGAGAAUACAUUGAGAAUUUCAUAAAAGUAGACGAGAUAUACGAUGCUGUGAAGUUUGGAAGACUUGAAAUAGACGCUGAUGAGACCAAAGUUACGCUAUUCAUCGGUAAAUCCCAGCGUCUAAUAGGGAAUAUUGUUAAACUAGACCAUCCCUUGGCGGUUUUACGCGUGCCUGUAAAAACAGACGACAUGACAGAUGACGACGAAAAGAUACGACUUGUUGAUAUAGUGAAAAAGAAAAUGAUUUUCAAACAACGUCCAUUACCGAUUAUGUAA
This is a messenger RNA of Spathaspora passalidarum NRRL Y-27907, 453 nucleotides long. RefSeq names its product Ctf8p (gene CTF8). NCBI's taxonomy places the organism in Eukaryota, Fungi, Ascomycota, Pichiomycetes, Serinales, Debaryomycetaceae. Gene Ontology annotation, cellular component: Ctf18 RFC-like complex. Gene Ontology annotation, biological process: mitotic sister chromatid cohesion. The coding region runs from base 1 to 453 and encodes 150 amino acids. The record is from RefSeq and is a predicted model, not a curated record. The transcript has a single exon.